UAUGCACAGGGGGCUCACUGCUUGUCACAGGUUGUGUGUGGGUGCACGUUCACAGGGGAAGGCUGCUUUGUGCUAUUAGGCUAUACAGAAAUCCGGCUGAGUAAAACAAAAUGGCUGCAGCACAUCGUCUGGUCAUCGUCCGCCAUGGCGAGAGCGAGUGGAACCAGCACAACCGCUUCUGCGGCUGGUUCGACGCCGAACUGAGCGAGAAGGGCAGGGAGGAGGCCAAGUGUGGCGCCAAGGCCAUCAAAGACGCCGGUAUGAAGUUCGACGUGUGCUACACCUCGGUGCUCAAGCGCGCCAUCAAGACCCUGUGGACCAUCAUGGAGGGCACCGACCAGAUGUGGCUGCCCGUCAUCAGGACCUGGCGCCUGAACGAGCGCCACUACGGCGGCCUCACCGGCCUCAACAAGGCUGAGACCGCCGAGAAGCACGGAGAGGAGCAGGUCAAGAUCUGGAGGCGCUCCUUCGACACCCCCCCACCUCCCAUGGACAAGGACCACAACUACCACAAGAUCAUCAGUGAGUCGAGGCGCUACAAAGGCCUGAAGGCUGGAGAGCUGCCCACCUGUGAAAGCCUGAAGGACACCAUUGCACGAGCACUGCCCUUCUGGAAUGAGGUCAUCGCUCCCGAGAUCAAAGCUGGCAAAAACGUCAUCAUCGCAGCCCAUGGCAACAGUCUCCGUGGCAUCGUGAAGCACUUGGAGGGUAUGUCUGAUGCAGCCAUCAUGGAGCUGAACCUGCCCACAGGCAUCCCCAUCGUGUAUGAGCUGGACAAGGACCUGAAGCCCAUCAAGCCCAUGGCGUUCCUGGGAGACGAGGAGACCGUGAAAAAGGCCAUGGCGGCAGUGGCUGCACAGGGCAAGGCCAAGAAGUGAACAGGAGGAUGAGACGAGAUGAAAAAAAAGACUGACAGCACCCCACAGCCUACCACUUUCACCUCGCUCUCUUUCAAUGUUAUUCUGCCAGUGCUGGAAGCCGACCUGGAGGAGAGCUGCUCCGGAUGUAACAUACAAAGACCUCACAAGCUGUUUUUUAACAAUUACGGACAAAACCAUUUGUUGACGUGCAGGUAAAUGUGGCUAUCUUCAUCAGCAGCUAACACACUACAUUUUCACUGUCUGAUACAGACACUCUUUCAAACACACACACACACACACACAACACUAUAUUACACACAGGCCUUUAAGUGUUCUGCCCAUCCUUGAUCCGGAGCACGCCACUCUGACACAGCAAAAUAAAGUGACCACCAUUUUGUUUA
Messenger RNA from Clupea harengus (Atlantic herring), 1261 nucleotides. RefSeq names its product phosphoglycerate mutase 2 (muscle) (gene pgam2). The record is from RefSeq and is a predicted model, not a curated record. Lineage: Eukaryota; Metazoa; Chordata; Actinopteri; Clupeiformes; Clupeidae. Gene Ontology annotation, molecular function: intramolecular phosphotransferase activity. Gene Ontology annotation, biological process: glycolytic process.